Messenger RNA from Arabidopsis arenosa, 1090 nucleotides. NCBI's taxonomy places the organism in Eukaryota, Viridiplantae, Streptophyta, Magnoliopsida, Brassicales, Brassicaceae. The record is from the annotation of a GenBank genome assembly.
AAGCUUUACACAGAAGAGGAGAGAUAUGGAUCAGAUAAUGAACAAAGUUGGCUCUUACUGGUUAGGGCAAAAGGCAAACAAAGAGUUCAAUUCCGUCGGUGACGAUUUCAAUUCAUUGUCUAGCAGUAUUGAAGGAGGUACCAAGUGGUUAGUCAACAAACUCAAAGGAAAAAUGCAGAAGCCAUUACCUGAUUUGUUGAAGGAAUUUGGUUUACCAGUUGGGAUCUUUCCACAAGAUGCUACAAACUAUGAGUUCAACGAAGAUACGGGUAAGUUGACUGUAUUCAUCCCUGAGACCUGCGAGGUUGGGUACAGGGAUUCAUCUGUCCUGCGGUUUUCGACUACGGUAACGGGUUAUCUGGAGAAAGGGAAGCUAGCAGAAGUAGAAGGCUUGAAAACAAAGGUGAUGAUUUGGGUGAAAGUGAUUUGUAUCUCAGCAGACACAUCAAAGGUAUAUUUCACAGCUGGGAUUAAGAAAAGCAGGAACAGAGAUGCUUAUGAGGUAAUAAGGCCUGGUGUUGCCUCGUUAGGGUUAUGGCAAAAAGAAGCAAAGAUCUUGUUUCUCGGACUCGAUAAUGCUGGCAAAACCACCUUACUUCACAUGCUCAAAGACGAGAGAUUAGUUCAGCAUCAGCCAACGCAACAUCCAACGUCUGAAGAACUUAGUAUUGGUAAAAUCAAGUUCAAGGCUUUUGAUUUGGGUGGUCAUCAGAUUGCUCGUAGGGUUUGGAAAGAUUACUAUGCCAAGGUUGAUGCUGUUGUCUACCUUGUGGAUGCUUAUGACAAAGAGAGAUUUGCAGAGUCAAAAAGAGAGCUUGACGCUCUUCUCUCGGAUGAAGCCCUUGCAACUGUCCCCUUUCUGAUUCUUGGAAACAAGAUUGAUAUCCCUUAUGCAGCUUCAGAAGAUGAAUUGAGGUAUCACUUGGGUCUCACUAACUUCACCACCGGUAAGGGCAAAGUCGCACUUGGAGACUCUGGUGUUCGUCCACUCGAGGUUUUCAUGUGCAGCAUUGUCCGGAAAAUGGGUUAUGGCGAGGGAUUUAAAUGGCUCUCUCAGUACAUCAACUAAGGACAGACGUCAUGUCUUUUU